Emericellopsis cladophorae is the source of this 1710-nucleotide messenger RNA. Its product is annotated as PiT family inorganic phosphate transporter. The transcript has 4 exons. Gene Ontology annotation, cellular component: membrane. NCBI's taxonomy places the organism in Eukaryota, Fungi, Ascomycota, Sordariomycetes, Hypocreales, Bionectriaceae. The record is from RefSeq and is a predicted model, not a curated record. Bases 1 to 1710 code for a protein of 569 amino acids. Gene Ontology annotation, biological process: phosphate ion transmembrane transport.
AUGGCGGGCACUAUGCAUGGCCUUGACUGGCUUUUUGCCAUUGGAACCUUGUUUUUUCUGUUGUCCGCUUGGAGUCUCGGCGCCAACGAUGUCGCCAACUCCUAUGCUACCUCUGUUAGCUCCAAGUCUUUGACAUUGGUCCAGGCUGGAUGUCUCGCUGUCGUCACCGAGUUCAUCGGUGCCAUCGCACUCGGCCAAAAGGUCACCGCGACUAUCCGCAAGGGUGUCUUUGACCUCGAGCCCUUCCUUGAUUCCCCGGGUACCCUGAUUCUUGCCAUGGUCAUUGCCGAGGCUGGCUCUGCCCUGUGGUUGACGGCCUGCACUCGCAUGGGAUUUCCAGUGUCGACAACCCAAAGUCUCGUGGGUGCCCUCGUCGGCGUCGGCAUUGCUCUUGACCUUCAAGUCAAGUGGGACUGGGAGAGCAACAGUGUCAGCCAGAUUGCAGCUUCAUGGGGUAUCGCACCACUAAUCGGUGCUGGCUUUGGUGCUGUUAUCAUGCUAAGCAUCCGCGUCCUCGUCCACGACCGCAAGAACCCCAUGAAGAUGGCCCUGUAUGUUCUUCCAUUCUACUAUGCACUGACCGCUGGUGUUCUAUCCCUCUUCAUCAUUAUGGAUGGCGGUCAUGGCAUCCCCACACCUGAAGAGAUGGGUACUGGCAAGAUCUGUGGUAUCAUUCUUGGCGUCUUCGCCGGUGUGUGGAUCAUUUCGGCUGUCUUCUUCCUGCCCUAUUUCCAUGCCAAACUCGUCAAAGAGGACAGCCGCCUUCGGUUCUGGCAUAUCCCAAUGGGCCCCCUGCUCUGGAAGGAAGAAUACAGCCUGUACUGGCCAGGCUCUUCCACCGUGCCUGUCACUAUCGACUACUAUGCCACCGAUUACAUCAAGAAGGACGACGAAAUUUCGGAGUCGAACACACGCACCGAGUCCUCUGACAAUGCGGCGCACCAGAAAGGUCCAUUGGAGAACCCGGCUGAAGAGAACAACGUUCGCGCUGCUAGUGAACACCCACAAGCAGCCGUCGACGAGAAGCGACAAAGGUCUCUCGAGGCUAUCGACCGAUUGCCCUGGAUGCACCCCAAGCGUCUGUUUGCGACUGCUAAGCUUGUUCUCACCUACGGCAUCACCCGCGACGUCAUUCACCACCAGAGCAAAGGCUUGGAAGAUGUUCAUGCGCGUGCUCCUCAAUUUGACAACAAGGUUGAGCAUCUCUGGACCACGGCCCAAGUUUGCUCUGCCAUGAUCAUGUCCAUUGCCCACGGCGCCAACGACGUGUCCAAUGCCAUUGGCCCCUUCACCACUGAGUACAUGACCUGGAAGAGCGGAGUGACAAGCGCCAAGACAGACACGCCCACCUGGAUCAAGGCCGUUGGUGGUCUGACCCUCGGCGUUGGGUUUUGGACAUUCGGCUACUUCAUCAUUCGCAACCUUGGAAACCGUAUCACCAAGCACUCGCCCAGCCGUGGCUUUGCCAUGGAGCUUGGAGCGGCUAUCACUGUCCUUCUGGCUUCCAAUUACGGUCUGCCAGUUUCCACGACGCAGUGUAUCACUGGAGGUGUUGUUGGUGUCGCUCUGGUCAAUUGGGACCUCAAGUCCAUCAAUUGGAAGCAGCUCGGCAAGAUUUUCCUUGGAUGGUGUUUGACUGUUCCUUGCGCAGGACUUGUGGCUGGCAUUAUCAUGGGGAUGGCGAUCAAUGUCCCUCAGUGGAAUCACUGA